AUGGCGUCAGAGCUGACAUACCGGCGACACGAGACGGAGCAACCAGAAGCGCAAGCGUACUACCCGAAGCCAAUCAAGCCGUGGUUCGUAGCGAUUCGUCCGAUCCGUUACAUGCUCCGGGAACAGAGACUCGUCUUCGUCCUCGUCGGCAUUGCAAUCGCCACAUUAGGUUUCACAAUUUUCUCUCGAUCAUCCAACCAACAGAAUCCCUACGCGGAUCCGCUAUCCGGAUACGGGAUGAGAUCGGAAUCCUCGUACCUCCCGGCGCAGAGGAAAGCAAUCAAUAGCAUCGAGUACACGAGCCGGAUAGGAUCGGCAGGGGGGAAAAUCCCUCUGGGUCUGAAACGCAAAGGUCUUCGGGUCGUGGUUACGGGCGGGGCCGGUUUCGUCGGGUCACACCUGGUGGACCGGUUGAUCGCGAGAGGAGACAACGUGAUCGUCGUUGACAAUUUCUUCACGGGUCGCAAGGAGAACGUGAUGCACCAUUUCGGAAACCCGAAUUUCGAACUGAUCAGGCACGACGUCGUGGAACCGCUCCUCCUGGAGGUUGAUCAGAUCUAUCAUUUGGCAUGCCCGGCCUCUCCGGUUCACUACAAAUUCAAUCCGGUGAAGACGAUCAAGACGAAUGUGGUGGGAACGUUGAACAUGCUGGGUCUGGCGAAGCGAGUGGGCGCGAGAUUUCUGCUGACGAGCACGAGUGAGGUGUACGGAGAUCCUCUGCAACACCCUCAGGUCGAGACUUACUGGGGCAACGUUAAUCCCAUCGGUGUUCGGAGUUGUUACGACGAAGGAAAACGUACGGCCGAGACUUUGACCAUGGACUACCACAGAGGCGCUAAUGUUGAGGUAAGGAUUGCUCGGAUCUUCAACACUUAUGGCCCAAGGAUGUGUAUCGAUGACGGUCGUGUGGUUAGCAACUUCGUUGCGCAGGCAUUAAGAAAAGAGCCAUUGACUGUUUAUGGUGAUGGUAAGCAGACAAGGAGUUUCCAGUUUGUCUCUGAUUUGGUGGAAGGUCUAAUGAGGUUGAUGGAGGGAGAACAUGUUGGUCCAUUUAACCUCGGUAACCCUGGUGAAUUCACCAUGCUUGAGCUCGCCAAGGUGGUGCAAGAGACGAUAGACCCGAAUGCAAAGAUAGAGUUUAGACCAAACACAGAGGACGACCCACACAAGAGGAAGCCAGACAUCACAAAGGCCAAAGAGCUUCUAGGAUGGGAACCAAAGGUGGCUCUACGCCAAGGACUCCCUCUUAUGGUCAAAGAUUUCCGCCAACGUGUCUUUGGCGACCAAAAGCAGAGUGGCUCCGGCUCCACUUCUGAGUAA
Molecule: messenger RNA, 1320 nt
Organism: Microthlaspi erraticum
Lineage: Eukaryota; Viridiplantae; Streptophyta; Magnoliopsida; Brassicales; Brassicaceae
Source: the annotation of a GenBank genome assembly